AUGCUGUCCUGCUCUGACGAUGUCCGUCACAUGACGGAGGAAAACUCAGCAAGGAUUCGAAGGGGUCGCAGGGCGGUACGCCGAGAACCUCUUCGCACAAAUCUACAACCACUGCUCCAAGGCAACCCCCCACAGCCUCCGGUGGAACCAACUUACGAAUCCAUUCCACUCGCCUCUCCAAACGAGAUCAUAAGACGUCGAGAUAGUUUGCGGCCUCCCGAUGGAGUGCUUGACUUGCAUCCAACGAUAGUGGCAGUUGAUGAUUACGAUGAUGAUGGCGAAGAGCCGAUAUAUCCUUACGGCAAGCACAAAUGA
Protopolystoma xenopodis is the source of this 315-nucleotide messenger RNA. NCBI's taxonomy places the organism in Eukaryota, Metazoa, Platyhelminthes, Monogenea, Polystomatidea, Polystomatidae. The record is from the annotation of a GenBank genome assembly.